Bombina bombina (fire-bellied toad) is the source of this 2261-nucleotide messenger RNA. RefSeq names its product gastrula zinc finger protein XlCGF26.1-like. Gene Ontology annotation, cellular component: nucleus. The transcript has a single exon. Bases 289 to 1461 code for a protein of 390 amino acids. The record is from RefSeq and is a predicted model, not a curated record. Lineage: Eukaryota; Metazoa; Chordata; Amphibia; Anura; Bombinatoridae. Gene Ontology annotation, molecular function: RNA polymerase II cis-regulatory region sequence-specific DNA binding; DNA-binding transcription factor activity, RNA polymerase II-specific. Gene Ontology annotation, biological process: regulation of transcription by RNA polymerase II; central nervous system development.
UGUUAUAAAAUAAAUAAAAAAUAUUCUUAAAUGUCUAUUAAACUACCCUUAAGCAAUUAGCAUGAAGCUAGGGAAAGGUGUAGGGGGUCAUAGCCUGUUCCUUAAUCUUGUGAUAGACACUCAUUCAUAACAGUUUAAAAGUCCUCAAAAUAUAAUUGUCAUAAAUAACUAACAUCAAUUCCAUUGUAUUUCUUUUCAACAGAUGAAUUUACAAAUUGCAGUAAUCAUAGUCCUAGCCAUGGUGAAAAUACAGAUACUUGUUUCAAUCUUCAAAAUCAAAGAAGAAAUAUGGAAAAUUUAUGUUCUGAAUAUGGGAAAUGUUUUACGAGAAAAGCAAAUGUUUUAAGACAUCAGAAAAUUCGAACAGGAGAGAAAGCAUUUUCUUGUUCUGAAUGUGAGAAGUGGUUUACUGUGAAAUCAAAUUUUAUUAGACAUCAGAAAAUUCAUACAGGAGAGGAAGCAUUUUCAUGUUCUGAAUGUGGGAAAUGUUUUACUGAAAAAUCCCAUCUUAUUACACAUCAGAAAAUUCAUACAGGAGAGAAAGCAUUUUCAUGUUCUGAAUGUGGGAAAUGUUUUACUAAAAAAUCAACUCUUAUUACACAUCAGAAAAUUCAUACAGGAGAGAAAGCAUUUUCAUGUUCUGAAUGUGGGAAAUGUUUUACUAAAAAAUCAUCUCUUAUUAGACAUCAGAAAAUUCAUACAGGAGAGAUAGCAUUUUCAUGUUCUGAAUGUGGGAAAUGUUUUAUUGAAAAAUCAACUCUUAUUACACAUCAGAAAAUUCAUACAGGAGAGAAAGCAUUUUCAUGUUCUGAAUGUGGGAAAUGUUUUGCUCUGAAAUCAACUCUUAUUAGACAUCAGAAAAUUCAUACAGGAGAGAAAGCAUUUUCAUGUUCUGAAUGUGGGAAAUGUUUUACUGUAAAAUCAGGUCUUAUUACACAUCAGAAAAUUCAUACAGGAGAGAAAGCAUUUUCAUGUUCUGAAUGUGGGAAAUGUUUUGCUCUGAAAUCAACUCUUAUUAGACAUCAGAAAAUUCAUAGAGGAGAGAAAGCAUUUUCAUGUUCUGAAUGUGGGAAAUGUUUUACUGUAAAAUCAGGUCUUAUUACACAUCAGAAAAUUCAUACAGGAGAGAAAGCAUUUUCAUGUUCUGAAUGUGGGAAAUGUUUUACUGAAAAAUCAACUCUUAUUACACAUCAGAAAAUUCAUACAGGAGAGAAAGCAUUUUUAUGUUCUGAAUGUGGGAAAUGUUUUACUGAAAAAUCAACUCUUAUUAAACAUCAGAAAAUUCAUACAGGAGAGAAAGCAUUUUCAUGUUUUCAAUGUGGGAAAUGUUUUAGUAAGAAAUCAAAUCUUCUUGGACAUCAGAAAAUUCAUACAGGAGUGAAACCAUUUUCAUGUUUGCAAUGUGGGAAAUGUUUUAGUCAGAAAUCAAAUCUUCUUAGACAUCAGAAAAUUCAUACAUGAGAGAAAGCAUUUGCAUGUGUUGAAUGUGGGGUACGUUUUACUCUAAAAUCACAUUUUACUACACAUCAGAAAAUUCAUACAGGAGAGAAAGCAUUUUCAUGUUCUGAAUGUGAGAAGUGUUUUACUGACAAAUCAACUCUUAUUAAACAUCAGAUAAUUCAUACAGGAGAGAAAGAUUUUUCAUGUCUUGAAUGUGGGGAAUGUUUUAAUCGGAAAUCACAUCUUAUUGGCCAUCUGAAAAUUCAUACAGGAGAGAAAGCAUUUUCAUGUUCUGAUGUGAGAAGUGUUUUAUUGAGAAAUCAACUCUUAUUAGACAUCAGAAAAUUCAUACAAGAAAGAAAGCAAUUUGCAUGUUCUGAAUGUGGGAAAAGUUUUAGUCAGAAAUUGCAUCUUAUUGGCCAUAAAAAAAUUCAUACAGGAGAGAAUGCAUUUCUUUCAUGCAGGUAGUGAAAAUCCACGAUCCAUUACUCAUGGGAAUUACUCUCCUCUACCACUAGGGGUAGGCAAAGAUUCCCAAACCCCAAGAGCCCUAUAAAAACCCUCCAACCUCACACAUACCUUCGUCUUUACCUCUGAUGGAGGUGGUUUAAGAAUAAAGAUGUGCAUUUGAUGCUUUAGAAAAAGGGGUUUUCAGUCUAUAUUCAGGUCCGGUUUCCGCACAGAUUACAGUGCUUGUCAGAGGGAUGUAUAUGGGGAUGUAUGGUUUGUGAUUCUUUUUUCACCACAUAGGAAUUUUUUUUGUGGCAGGGGCUUGUAUUUCUCUUUCCUUUGUGGAUCUGCAAUAUACUACUAUUUUAUAA